UACAUGGGCCUUCAAGACCACUCGGAGAGCUACCACUCCUUCAUGUGGAAUAACUUCAAGCACUCUGACAUCCACUCAGAAAACACCCACAUUCUGGAUGGGAACGCAGCUGACCUGAAAGCUGAGCAUGACACCUUUGAAGAGAAGAUCAAGGUCGCAGGUGAGAUGGAGCUGUUUCUUAGAGGAAUUGGCCCCAACCGACGCAUUGCCUUCAACCAGCUGGGCUCCAGUCUGGUGUCCAGGACCCGUGUGAAGAUGCUGGCCAUGGACACCAUCCUGGCCAAUGCUAGGUUCUUUGAUGGAGAUCUUGCCAAGUUUCCCACUGUGGCCCUGACAGUGGGUGUAGGUGCUGUCAUUGAUACUGGAGAGGUGAUGACCCUCGUCACAGGUGCUCACAAGGCAUUUGCUCUGUACAAGGCCAUCAAGGAGGGAGUGAACCAUAGUGGACCA
Vicugna pacos (alpaca) is the source of this 450-nucleotide messenger RNA. The record is from RefSeq and is a predicted model, not a curated record. Lineage: Eukaryota; Metazoa; Chordata; Mammalia; Artiodactyla; Camelidae.